Messenger RNA from Arachis ipaensis, 681 nucleotides. RefSeq lists its product as uncharacterized. Gene Ontology annotation, cellular component: replication fork. NCBI's taxonomy places the organism in Eukaryota, Viridiplantae, Streptophyta, Magnoliopsida, Fabales, Fabaceae. Gene Ontology annotation, biological process: DNA replication. The record is from RefSeq and is a predicted model, not a curated record.
AUGUCCUCAAAUAAUUUUUUCAAAGCAAGAACUAUACUGACUCCCACAUUGGACAUCGUUGAAGAGGUCAACAACCAUCUGAUGGCUAUCAUUCCUAGAGGGAAAAAAUUAUAUCUUAGUUCGGAUUCGAUUUGUAUGGAUGAAGGGAAUAUAGAGAAUCAACUAGAUUUCUAUGGUCCUGAAUUACUGAAUAGCAUAAAUUGCUCUGGUUUGCCUCCACAUAAAUUAAUACUCAAGGUUGGUGUUCCGGUGAUGUUACUGAGGAAUAUUGACCAAUCUAGUGGUCUUUGUAAUGGUACAAGGCUACAAGUUAGGAAGCUUGGAAAUCAUGUCAUAGAAUGUGAAGUCUUAACGGGUAACAAUGUUGGUCCUAUUGCUUUGAUUCCAAGAAUGAAUAUGGUACCAACAAAUGAAACCGUCCCAGUUAGAUUCCUACGAAGACAGUUUCCCAUAAUAGUAUUGUUUGUCAUGACAAUUAAUAAGUAUCAGGGACAAACUUUAUCUUAUGUUGGAUUGUACUUGUCCAAACCAAUUUUUACACAUGGCCAACUAUAUAUGGCACUUUCAAGAGUUAAGAGUAAGAGAGGUUUAAAAAUUUUACUUAUGAAUCACGUAGGAAUGUCUGCAAAUUCAACCAUUAAUAUUGUUUAUAGAGAAGUCUUUGAAAAAAUAAGAUUUUAA